Messenger RNA from Xiphophorus hellerii (green swordtail), 2075 nucleotides. RefSeq names its product potassium channel, subfamily K, member 13b (gene kcnk13b). Gene Ontology annotation, cellular component: plasma membrane. The transcript is spliced from 3 exons. Gene Ontology annotation, biological process: potassium ion transmembrane transport; stabilization of membrane potential. Lineage: Eukaryota; Metazoa; Chordata; Actinopteri; Cyprinodontiformes; Poeciliidae. The record is from RefSeq and is a predicted model, not a curated record. Gene Ontology annotation, molecular function: potassium ion leak channel activity; outward rectifier potassium channel activity. The coding region runs from base 527 to 1813 and encodes 428 amino acids.
GGUGAAGAUGCGGCGGUCAUCUGAGCUCCGCAAAGGUCAAGUGUUAUCGAUCCCAAACACGCUCUAUAAAGUCGGAAUCAAACCUCCAAAAGUUUGGCUCGGGUCGAACAUGACGGCGGUGUUGCGUUCAGGCUCAUUAUCUUGUCUCUCUCUCUCUCGAGCGCGCGCCAGCUGAGCAGUAGGUGAUCAGACUCUGGUGCGUAAAAGACGCGCUCCUGGGCGGGGACAGCUUUGGAGACGCAUCAGUAGAAAAAACCCCCAGAGCACAACAGCACGACGCGCUGCGUGUACAGGUUGUUUCUCUCAUAUCUUCUGACAUUUUCUAAUUCUGAUCAGAUCCAGCCUCUGGAACUGCUGCAAACAUCUCGCUUGUUUGACUUUUUUUUUUUUUUUUUUUGGAACCGGUUGUUGCCAGAAACGCAAUGAAAGUCCACGGCGAUGGACUUUUCCGUCUCCUCCGUGGAGCGCGUACGGUCCCCCACAGCCGCCGCCGCCGCUCCUUCGCCGCGGUGACAACGGCAACAUAAUGGCACGCAGGAGCGGCUGCUGCUGCGGCUCCUCCGGCCCCAUCAACGAGGACAACGCGCGGUUCUUGCUGCUGGCGCUCUUCAUCGUCCUCUACCUGCUGUGCGGCGCCGCCGUCUUCUCGGCGCUGGAGCAGCCCAAGGAGCGGGAGGCGAAGGCGCGCUGGGCGCAGAGGUUCGAGCACUUCUCCCUGAAGCACAACCUGAGCAGGAGGGACCUGCGCGACUUCCUGAGGAGCUACGAGGAGGCGAACGUGGCGGGCAUCCGCGUGGACACGGUCAGACCCCGGUGGGACUUCACGGGAGCGUUUUACUUCGUGGGGACCGUGGUGUCGACAAUCGGGUUUGGGAUGACCACUCCCGCCACCAUUGGAGGAAAAAUCUUUCUGAUGUUUUACGGACUGCUGGGCUGCGCCGCCACCAUCCUCUUCUUCAACCUCUUUCUGGAGCGCGUCAUCACGGUCAUCGCCUUUGUCCUCAAGUCCUUCCAUGAACGGCGCCGCAACAAGGCUGUGCUGCCGCAGAAUGGACGCCGGGCGUCUGACGGCGAGAAGGUGGGCGAAGCCGAGGCGGGCGGAGUAGGAAAGCGUGAGGCCCUCGCCGGCUGGAAACCCUCGGUUUACUGCGUCAUGUUCAUUCUCGGAGCGGCGGCAAUCUUGGUGUCCUGUUGCGCCUCGCUGAUGUACUCGGCGGCUGAAGGCUGGGGCUACUUGGACUCGCUUUACUUCUGCUUUGUGGCCUUCAGCACCAUUGGGUUCGGGGAUAUGGUCAGCAGUCAGAGGGUCUCCUACGAGGGUCACGCCACGGCUGCGUACCGGGUCGGAAACUUUUUCUUCAUCCUCACCGGCGUCUGCUGCAUCUACUCCCUUUUCAAUGUCAUCUCCAUCGUCAUCAAGCAGGUCCUCAAUUGGCUGCUCAGGAGGUUGGAAGCCUCUUGCCACUGCUGCUUCUAUAGGAAGGGUCCUCACCCACACCGGCACCCUCGCCGGAACGUGGUGGCCCCGGGACAUCUCCGUGCCCGCAGGGACCCCUCCAUUGAGACGGACGCCAUCAACGAGAGCGAGACCGACCCGGGCCGCAGGAUGUCUGGAGAGAUGAUCUCCAUGAGGGACUUCUUGGCUGCCAACAAGGUGAACUUGGCCAUCAUGCAGAAGCAGCUGUCGGAGAUGGCGGUCGGACACCCGCGGCAGUCCGGCGGCUCCUGCUCGCAUCAGAACGGCUUCUCGGGAGGGGUGGGCGCCCUGGGCAUCAUGAACAACCGGCUGGCAGAGACCAGCGUGGACAGAUAAGGAGUUGUUUAAAAAAAAAAAAAAACAGAUACAGAAGAUUGAAGAGGAAGAGUCCGAGGCGGGCGUGGGCUAACUGAACCCCUCUACCCCCAGCAGCCUCCUCUCAGCAGGCGCAAGCGAAUCCAUCUCUGUCCGCUUUCCUUUCAGGAACUUGACUCCGUGUCAGUUUGCUGAAAUCUUUCAUCCGGACCAGAGUGCUGGAAUGUUCCCUGGUGAUGAACCCAGUUUCCAUGGUGAUAAAUAAAAAAAAGGAAUAAGCCUG